UCUACCGGUCACCACCACCAUUACAGACACAACAUUCACCCACUCCUCAACCCUAUUCUACUGCGGAUCCAGCUUUGGCCACUUCUUCUUUCUAAUUGCGCUCUACCGUCUCUCGUCGCUAUCUCCCCGCCAUGGAUUCAUUAGUCGCCCAGUAUACGCGACCUGCCCACGCCGACGAAGGCCAGUCCUACGAAGAGCAGCAGGAGCUUGCGCGAACCACCCCAGAACUGUCCCUCAAGUUUGCACUACCGCCAGUAGCCCAGUCUUCAUCAUGGCUCCGUGCAAUGACGGACGACUACUCCAACCCGAACUGCCCAAUCAAGAUAGCGCACGGCACAACGACGCUGGCUUUCAGGUUCAAGGGCGGCAUCAUCGUGGCGACGGACUCGAGGGCGACGGCAGGAAACUGGAUCGCCAGUCAGACGGUGAAGAAGGUGAUUGAGAUCAACAACUGCCUGCUCGGUACUAUGGCUGGCGGCGCCGCUGAUUGCCAAUACUGGCUGGCGUAUUUGGGCAUGCAGUGCCGCCUCCACGAACUGCGACACAAGCGCCGCAUUUCGGUUGCCGCGGCGUCAAAGAUCCUCGCCAAUCUCGUCUACUCAUACAAGGGAAUGGGGUUGAGCAUGGGGACCAUGUGCGCUGGGGUAACGCCACAGGAAGGGCCAGCCCUCUACUACAUCGACAGUGAUGGAACACGUCUUGCGGGGAAUCUGUUCUGCGUUGGUUCGGGUCAAACAUUUGCGUACGGUGUGCUUGAUGCCGAGUACAGCUACGAUCUCUCGGACGAGGAUGCGCUCGAGCUGGGUCGCCGGAGCAUCCUCGCCGCGACCCACCGUGACGCCUACUCCGGUGGCUUCAUCAACCUAUACCAUGUCAAGGAAGAUGGCUGGGUCAAGCAUGGCUUCAACGAUACCAACCCAAUCUUCUGGAAGACUAAGUUGGAGAAGGGUGAGUUCUCGAACGUCACUGCGGAUCUGGAGUAAGGUGACCACCGGAGCGGGUCGAGGGAAUACCUGGUAGCGCAUGGGGUUGAGGAGUUACUUGUGCAUUUUGGCA
Westerdykella ornata is the source of this 1056-nucleotide messenger RNA. RefSeq names its product proteasome-domain-containing protein. Gene Ontology annotation, cellular component: proteasome core complex. The transcript has 4 exons. Bases 132 to 983 code for a protein of 283 amino acids. The record is from RefSeq and is a predicted model, not a curated record. NCBI's taxonomy places the organism in Eukaryota, Fungi, Ascomycota, Dothideomycetes, Pleosporales, Sporormiaceae. Gene Ontology annotation, molecular function: threonine-type endopeptidase activity.